ACGAUUCACGACGACUGCCACUGCCACAGCACCACCCGCUGUAGUCGCCUUCCGAGUAACGGUUUAGUGCGUACUGUCAAUCGACAAUCAGUAUUUAUGGUUGUACGAACUGUUCUUAUUCCACAUUCACUGCUUAACUCCACCGCCGUCCGCCGCUAGUCAAAAACACGUCAGUGUGCCUGUGCCAUUGUACGUCGACUAUACUCGAUUGCUCCUCGCCGCUAUCUUACGCGUCAGUUAUUGCCACGUAUUCACGUUCUUUUUUAGUUUUUUCAAUCACCAGUCGUACGAAACGUGCAAAAUGGCACCCAAACAGAGGAUGAGGAUCGCUAACGAAAAAGCCAGCAAAAACAUCACGCAGCGGGGCAACGUACCAAAAUCGACGAAAUCUGAAAAAAACAAAACACCUGUUAGUCCGUGGCUGUUGGCGCUAUUUUUAUUUGUCGUUUGCGGAUCUGUUAUAUUUCAACUUAUACAAAGCAUAAGGAGUGCAUAAAUACCAAUUGUCUAUGUUACUACAUUUAAUAUUUUCAUCAACAUUCUUGUAUCUCAAAAUGUUAUUCCCAUCAAUGUAUUUUUUUUCUAAAUGUGUUAUUUUUUCUGGUAAAUAAUUAUUUUCUUUAUUAUAAUUUUAUUCUUAUAUAUUA
Aphis gossypii (cotton aphid) is the source of this 647-nucleotide messenger RNA. RefSeq names its product stress-associated endoplasmic reticulum protein 2. The record is from RefSeq and is a predicted model, not a curated record. Gene Ontology annotation, cellular component: endoplasmic reticulum. Gene Ontology annotation, biological process: endoplasmic reticulum unfolded protein response. The transcript is spliced from 3 exons. The coding region runs from base 302 to 496 and encodes 64 amino acids. Lineage: Eukaryota; Metazoa; Arthropoda; Insecta; Hemiptera; Aphididae.